This is a messenger RNA of Aspergillus campestris IBT 28561, 1309 nucleotides long. RefSeq lists its product as uncharacterized. The transcript has a single exon. The coding region runs from base 338 to 868 and encodes 176 amino acids. The record is from RefSeq and is a predicted model, not a curated record. NCBI's taxonomy places the organism in Eukaryota, Fungi, Ascomycota, Eurotiomycetes, Eurotiales, Aspergillaceae.
CUCUCGGCCGCUGCCUCUGCGCCUCUCAUGUCCUUCGCUACCAAUGAUUGGCCUCCGAUGCAUCUCCGAUACACAUGGCUAUCGGCCGUUCACCAGGGGGGAUCUCAGACAUAAAUAGGGCCUCGAUGCUUGUCCAGAUGGGAUCUUGUUUCUCAACUCAAGCAAUUACAAUCAUUCAGAUCAAACAAUAACUUUCUUUCAAUAUCAACUGUCUACUUGAGAUCUAGUUAUCUCGACAACACUUUCAUUCAAACACAACCACUUUACGAUCUGUCGAUCAGAUUCAACUAUCUUUGAAAACAAACACUUUUUUUAUCUAUCUUUAUCAAAAACCAUAAUGCUGUUCUCCAAGAUCGUUUCCAUUGCCGCCUUGGCCACCCUCAGCUCCGCCCUUCCCACUCCCACCAACGGCUCUGUUGUCCGUCGCGACGGUGGAGGCGUCAACAUCAUCAACAACCUGGGUUCUACCGUCUACGCGUGGUCUGUCACUGAUAGAGUCAGUGACAUGCAUACCCUCUCUGCGGACGGUGGAAACUACCAGGAAGGCUGGCGCACCAACGACAACGGCGGUGGCAUCUCCAUCAAGCUCUCCACCACUGAGGAGCAGAAGGAUGUCCUCCAGUUCGAGUACACCCAGAGCGACGACACCAUCUACUGGGACAUGAGCUGCAUCGACAUGGCCCCUGACUCGGUGUUCACCAAGUAUGGUUUCGCUGUUGAACCCUCUCACGUCACCGAGUCUUGCCCGUCUGUCAACUGCCAUGCGGGCGAUACCCACUGCGCUGAGGCUUAUCUCCAGCCCAAGGACGACCAUGCCACCCACGGUUGCCCGCUCGACACCACCUUUACUCUGAAGAUGGGCAACUAGAUUGUCUAUUGGAUCGGGAACUAGUUUGCUCGUUUGAGGUCGUUCUUCAAUACGUCGUUCGUUUGAAAGCCUACAGCGCAUUCAAUCUCUACAAAGUCAUUCUUUCAACCGUCUUCAAUCUACAACGCUCGUUUUCAUAACGACGUCUCUUGAAAGGCCAACGUCGUUCGCUACCUCAUCCGACAAACGUCGUUCUUUCAAGCCAAAUCCACCAACGUCGUUCCCUACUUCUUCUUUCUCCACACGUCGCUCGUUUCCUCUACGACGUUUUCAACCCCACUUCAAUCUUUCUUUCUUUUUCACUCCUUCCACUUUUGAUGAUAUGUUUAUGAUUCCCCACUGGAGUUCGACUCCUAGUUUUUGUUUGAUUGAUUCUUUCUUUUUGUGGUUUUCUAUCGUUAUUCCUACUCCUGUCUUGCUUGUCAUGUUGAUAGACCUAUA